Juglans microcarpa x Juglans regia is the source of this 596-nucleotide messenger RNA. RefSeq lists its product as uncharacterized. The transcript has 3 exons. Lineage: Eukaryota; Viridiplantae; Streptophyta; Magnoliopsida; Fagales; Juglandaceae. The coding region runs from base 92 to 460 and encodes 122 amino acids. The record is from RefSeq and is a predicted model, not a curated record.
GCGCAGUACUGACUUCAUCGUUUUUGGUGGUGAUGGGCAGAACUUGCUACCCAAUUUGUUUGAUCAAAAGAGUUGGGUUUCUGUGCUGUAAAUGGCGGCUAACAUCUGUUGCUCCAUUGAAAUGGAGCCUAAGACCUUGAAUCAAGGACAACUUAACCGUGCCAGGGAAGUGGCUGCAGAUGUUGUUCAGAAAAUGGAACCAAAUGAAGCUUCCAUUGUAUUCAUUGAUCAGGGAUCAUUAUCGAGGCCAUUGGUUCCAGGAAAUGAUAUUGAUGCAGAUGAUCAGAGAAAAGUAUUGGAAGAGGGAAAGCAGCUACUGUACAAGCCUGUUGAGUGCGAGGAGAUGAAGACGACUCACAUUAUGGGAAGACCUUGUCAAUGCUCCUGCAUGGCUACUAUGGUUAGCGUAGAAUCCCCGGAUCAAGUGGGGCUCAGAGAACCGCUCUCAGCCCCAUUUUAAAACUUGUUAUGAUAUGAUCAUAUAAUGUUAAUGGUGUUUGGUGUGUCCAUCAUUCUUAUGUACAGUAAUAAAUCAUGAUGUAAGAUACAGUACUACUACGUACGUACGUACUGCAAUAAAACCAUAUUUCAUUAUA